UCAGAAACAUUCACCUUAUGUAAAUGAAUCAUGUAUGAGAGUGAAUAGAUUAUUUCUACAGCGGCACUGAAAGCUGAAAAUGCUUCAUCCACACUGACGGAUGUUCAUAUAAAGUCAAAGACUAGUGUCUUAUCAGUCUGCAAAACAUAAAAAAAAAAAAAAAAAAAAAAAAAAAAAAACAUUUUAUAAUUCAAAUUAAAAAUAUUUUACAAUAAUUAAUAUUUACAAUUAUUACAAACAACAUCAAUCUGUAAAAUCUUAGGUUGCACUUUAUUUCGAUGGUCCACUUUUGAUAUUCUACUAACUAUAAGUAACUUGUCAACUACAUGUCAACUAACUCUCAUUAGUGUAUUAGUAGACUGUAGUAGACUGUUAGGUUUGGGUUCAGUUAAGUAGAAUAAGUUGACAUGUAGUUGUAAAGUUACUUUCAGUCAGUAGAAUGUCUAAAGUAGACCACUGAAAUACCAAAUCUUAUAUGUAGAGAGUUUGUUAGUUUGUUAGCAGCACACACUGUCGUAAAUCCUGCCCACUUCUUUGCAUUGUCACACAUGCUUCAGUGCUCUGAGAGUGUUUAUAGUGCUGUGAGUUUAACACUUCAUGACUGAGAGCAGAACAGAACACAAUCUUCAUCAUCACACAAGACAAAAGAACAACAAUGAACAAAAUCACCUUCUUCAUCUGGACUCUCACACUGUUUAUUCAAGAAUCCAGAGGAGUGACUCUGACUCAACCUGAAGUUAAAACUGUCCAACAGGGUCAAACAGCUACAAUAGAGUGUCAUAUAGAUGUAGGAAUAUACAGUGAUCGUUUAGCCUGGUAUCAGCAGAAACCUGGAGAAGCUCCUAAACUCCUGAUUUAUUAUAUAAACACCCUCCAGUCAGGAACUCCAUCUAGAUUCAGUGGCAGUGGAACAGCAAAUACUGGACGAGAUUUCACUCUGACCAUCAGUGGAGUCCAGACUGAAGAUACAGGAGAUUAUUACUGUCAGAGUGAACACAGCAUCAACAGUAACUGGGUGUUCACACAGUGAUAAAGAGUGGUACAAAAACCUCGGUCAGUCAGACGUCACAGUGAUGCACUGAUACAGCUGAGAGAUACUGCAGCUGCUGAUGGAGGAUCACAAACAAUGGUGUAUUCAACCUUUCAGAAACUUCAUUUAUUUAUUAUGAUGUACUAAGUAAACAUGUGACAUUCUAAUUUUACUCACACUAAUUUUGUACUUAAUAUACUGAAAAUUCUUUUUUAGUACUUCUUAAGAUAAUCUUAAGAACAUCUAAGUGUACUCAACUGUUAUUUUGAGACACCAUGAAUUUGAACUAAAAUGUGCUUUUAACAUACUAUCUCUGUAUUCAAAACAUGUAUUUAGUUACCGCUUGUAGUACAUGUGAACCUAUAUAUAUAUAUAUAUAUAUAUAUAUAUAUAUAUACCAAAAGCUCCACUACCAAGUAAAAUUCCUAGUGUGUGCAAUAACACUUGGCAAUAAAGCUGAUUCUGACUGUAAACAAACUCUCAGCUAACAGGGAACGUUUUGGCAAGAUUCUCUCAUAGUUAUGAACAAACAUCUUCCAGUAACGUUAAUAGAAUAUUCGUUUAAAGUAAUCUGGUCUUUAAUAACUUUAUUUAUAUAUGGUGUUUUUUUUUUUCUGAAUCAGUUUUGUUUGAUUUUUAAAGGUUGCUACUUGUUUCAGAACAUCAAAAGAACAUUUAAAAGUGACGUUCCCAUAAUGUCUGAAGAAUGAUAAAAUGAAAUGUUCUCUUAACAUUUUUAAAACAUUUAAAAAACUGGACGUUUUUAACCAGAUUAUUUAGAAAUAAUGUUUUCAUAACUUAAUGGGAACAUUAGCAAAACAUUCUUUUUAACAUUUUAACAUCUUUUUAACAAUUAUUCAGUAAGCUGGAAUUGUCAAGUGCUUACUUGCAGAUGCCAGUGGCACAGGAGUCGAGGAAAUUACUCAUCAUAUCCACUCAAAAAGGGUUAUUUUGCUAUAACCGUUGACCCUUUGGGAUUGCCCCGGCCCCUGCAUUAUUUCAGCAAUGGAUCAAGUUUUCUUGGGGAUUCCAAACACUCACUGCUAUCUAGAUGAAAUACUGGUAACAGGACGAGAUGAUGAGGAACACCUCAAGACACUAGACCAAGUACUCACUAGACUGGAGAAAUAUAGUCUGAAAUUGCAGCGUGAAAAAUGUGAAUUUUUCAGACAGUCACUGGAGUAUCUGGGUCACUGCAUCGACGCAGCUGGAAUACACAAAUCACCGGAAAAGAUCAAAGCAAUUAAGGAAGCACCUGCACCAACCAGUACGGAAGACGGUUUACCCUCCUUACAGGUCAUCAACCUCUAACUGCUAUUCUUAGUCCCAACAAGAGCAUUCCACCUAUGGCAGCAGCCAGAAUGCAACGAUGGGCUUUGCUAUUAUCUGCCCAUGAUUAUAUCCUUGAGUAUAAGAAAGCAGCUUUACAUGCCAAUGCAGACGGACUGUCAUGGCUGUGAAUACCAGUGACACACACUGAGAAAAUGGACACGGUGGAUGUGUUCUAUGCUGCCCAUGUAGCCACCCUGCCUGUCAGAAGUGCUGAAAUUAGGUGUGACACCCUAACGGACCCCACUUUGUCACCUGUGCUGGACAUGGUUUCAACUGGACAGUUCCCAAAAUCUAAAGAAGUACCCACAGACUUGCAACCUUUUGUGACGCGUCGCCACGAGCUCACAGUCAUUCAAGGAUGUUUAAUGUGGGUUUAAUGUUAGUCGUGUCGUUGUACCUAAAAAAACUACCGAGUGUUAACUGAUCUGCAUAUGAGCCAUCCUGGGGUGGUAAGGGUGAAAUAUCUGGCCCGUAGCUACGUUUGGUGGCCAGGUAUUGAUGGACAGAUUGAGUCUCAGUCCAAAUCAUGCCAGUCUUGUCAGCGUAUCCAAAGUGCCCCCUGUUCUGCACCACUUUACCCAUGGAUUUGGCCAGCUCAUCCUUGGGAAAGGAUAAAUAUGGAUUUUGCUGGUCCCUUUGAAGGCCAUAUGUACUUGAUUGUAGUUGAUGCGCACUCCAAAUAGCCUGAAGUUUCCAUUAUGGACAGUACUACCACAAGCAAAACCAUUCAGGUCUUACGAGGGCAUUUCAGUCAUUAUGAUGUCCCUAAUAUCAUUGUCAGAGACAACACCCCACAGUUAUUUGCUGAGGAGUUUUUAAUUUUCCUGAAGGCAAAUGGGGUGCAACAUAUCCGUUCUGCGACCUAUCACCCCUCUAGUAAUGGACAAGCUGAGCGUUUGUCCAAAUCCAACAGAGACUUGAUGGAUUUCUGUUAACAUACAGAAACACUCCACAUGCUACUACAAAAGAGCCACCUGCAAUGAUAUUUCUCAAUCGCAAGCUAAGAACACAGCUGGAUCUUCUAAAACCUAGUCUCGCCAAAAUCGUGAGACAGUCCCAGGAUGCUCAGCAGUUACGACGCCAAGAACACUCUUGUUGAGAGAAUUCAUGGAUCCUGGUUCGUUCUACAGAAACAGAGAAAAAUGGAUACCUGGAGUGGUCGUCAACAUGGGUGCGGCUGGAACCUGGAAACGUCAUGUAGAUCAACUACUGAAACAAGGGACUCAAUCCUCUAAAACCCAGGUGGAACCAGAAGUUCCUGCUUAUUCUGAUAGUUCACAGGCACAUCUGCUUCAGGAGAACGCCGGGGAAAAGACUGACAAUCUUAUGGAUGUGAUAACUGACAAAUCAGGGACUGGCAACACUGACAAAUCACCUUCGGGGACUGUACAAACGAGAGAGGCUAUUAAGCAUCAUCCUAACUGUCUUACUUGGACACCUGACCGUUAUCAAGCAUCCUAAUGUGUAUGUAUGUUAAAGGAAGAGAUUCAUAUGGAGUAGUUUGAGUAAGACGUGCUUGCUAAACUGUGGUUAAAGUUGAAUUUAAGAAAAGAAAUACCCCCUUGUUGUGUAUGAUCACUUUUGAUUUAAGUUGGGAGGAAAUGUUAUGUAUUUAGUGUUAGAAACUGGGUUAUCCUGCAAUUGUUGUCUUAUGCUGUAGAUGGCGCUGUGUUAUGGCGUAUACCUCUCUCAUGGAAAGUAAAAGUUGAGUUGUAAGUGCCCUCGGCCUCGGCCUCCAUCGUGUUAUUGCUAUCUAUAGCUCCAUAAAAUAUAAUGAUAUUCUGAUAGACACAACAGCAGCACACGCUGUUGUAAAUCCUGCCCACUUCUUUGCAUUGUCACACAUGCUUCAGUGCUCUGAGAGUGUUUAUAGUGCUGUGAGUUUAACACUUCAUGACUGAGAGCAGAACAGAACACAAUCUUCAUCAUCACACAAGACAAAAGAACAACAAUGAACACAAUCACCUUCUUCAUCUGGACUCUCACUCUCUGCAUUGAGGAGAGCUGGGGACAAGUGACAGUGACUCAGAAUCCAACAAUAAAAUCCAUCAAACAAGGAGAAACUGUUACAAUCAGCUGUAAAACCAGUCAGCCGAUUUCUGGCUGUAAUGACUGUGUGUCUUGGUAUCAGCAGAAACCUGGAGAAGCUCCUAAACUCCUCAUUUAUUGGAUAAGAAGCCUUCAGUCAGGAACUCCAUCUAGAUUCAGUGGCAGUGGAUCUGACUAUGGCAGUGAUUUCACUCUGACCAUCAGUGGAGUCCAGACUGAAGAUACAGGAGAUUAUUACUGUCAGAGUCACCACCGUGGUCCAGUGUUCACACAGUGAUAAAGAGUGGUACAAAAACCUCGGUCAGUCAGACGUCACAGUGAUGCUCUGAUACAGCUGAGAGACACUGCAGCUGCUGAUGGAGGAUCACAAACAACACAAUCACAAUGUUUAGCAAAGUUUCUAAAGACUUUAAAGGCACCAUCAAGACAUUGAGAGCGUCCGCUCAGAUCUGUCAAUCUCUUUCCAGAUGAGACCAUGACUGACACGUUACAUGUGAAAAUAACUUCAGCUUCAGUUACAGAGUGAAGGACAAACUUCACUGCAUUUAGACCCACAAAGAUUAAUCAGGUCUUGAACAUGUCAAGGCGAACAGGGCAUUGGAUCCUCCUACAGCGCUGGUCCUCCAAUUCUGAAGGGGGAAUUAAACACAAAGUAAAACACAAACAAACACACACUUUACACAAUAUUCGUACAUAUAUCUGUAAAAGACUUUAAUCAGCUCAACAUGUGCCUGCAAGAAACAAACAAAAACACAACAACAACCGAACCUGUUCUAUGCAGUCAAUGGGGCGCUGCGUCCGACAGCAGGAGCAACCUGGUUUACAAACUUCAUGAACCACAAGCAAAUUCAAAAUAACUAAAUACAAAAAAAGAACACAAAUUAACAAAUCAAUUAAAUCACAAUACAGUUAGAACAAGCAAAAACAAAUCAAUCCCAAAAGAAUGAAAAAAAAAAAACUCACUGGUGGAUAACUGCCCGUUGUACACCCCCUCAAGACUAGCUGUGAGAUAUGUGAGUGGGCUAAUUCCAAGCCACAUAACGUCACUUCCUGUUUGUUGCUGCCGCGCUGUUUGAGUUAGAGCUCCGUCGAGUUGAUUCCUAAUUGCUUGUUUUUUUUUUCUUAAAAUCGAAUUUAUAACCUACCAUUCUCUCUUUUACGGCGAGGGAACACAUCCCCGACACUAUUUUAUAUAAAAAACACUCGGAUUGCCUUGAUAUCGCUAGUUUUAUCCGACUUCUCGAACAUUCGCUACUAGCUUUAGCCCGUUAGCAAUAGCGGUGUGGUCACACUAGCGUUUGUACUCUUCUCACUCACAAUAUUAUUGUUCAUCUAUACUAAUGGCGGGCGUACCGAAUGUGUCUCUAUCUUUGAGUGCAGGUGAGGACACGUUCGAGCUGCAUGCGGUGCAGUUGGAGCUGGAGGCCGUGGAACGACAGAUUCGGACCCUUCUGGAGAAGCAGGCCGAGCUACGGGAGCGGCGAACAGCGCUGGAAACAUCCCGUGCUGACGCUCACCAAUCCUCGGUAAGUUUGCAGCGCGAUAUUAACAUUCCUGCUUCCUCUACGCCGUGUGCUUCUCUGCACAGGGCCCGAGAACCCAGAGCGCGUUCAUCCCAGCCCUCGUUCACUCCGGCGCCGUCACACCAGGGACCUUGGGUUCUUCAGCAACGGAAGGCGCGAGCCAGGCCUCGGACUAGGACCUCUCCCCCUCCGCCGCCCCCGGUCUUCGAGGUCUCGACGAGGAACCGCUUCUCCCCUCUUCGCGAGGCAGAACGAGACGCCGUGGUCAUCGGAGACUCCAUCGUCCGUCACGUCCACGCUACCACAACCAAAGGUAAGGUGCGCAGUCACUGUUUUCCUGGUGCUCGUGUCCUCGAUGUCUCUGCGCAGGUUCCCGCGAUCCUGAAUGGCGCUGAGAGCAUCGGAGCUGUUGUUCUGCACGUGGGGGUGAACGACACCAGGCUGCGGCAGACGGAGGUGCUGAAGCAGGACUUCAGGAGCCUGAUCGAGAAGGUACGAGCCACAUCGCCCGCGAUGAGGAUCAUCGUGUCCGGACCGCUUCCGACGUACCGACGUGGACAUGAAAGGUUCAGUAGAUUAUUUGCUUUAAAUGAAUGGUUAAUGUCUUGGUGUACUGAACAGAAGCUGCUCUUUAUAAAUAAUUGGAAUCUUUUCUGGGAGCGACCUAGGCUCUUCCCUGCUGAUGGCCUGCACCCCAGCAGAAUCGGAGCUGAUCUUCUGUCGGAGAACAUCUCCAAGACGCUUCGCACCGUAUGACUAAGAGUACAUCAGUUUCAGUUUGGAUCCAGCCUCUUAAGAAGACCUCAGAUGACUAAAACUUUGGAAGAGACGGCGCCAACUCCUGCGAUGACUUCAGAAGAUGCAAUAUGUAAUUCAUUUUUCCAGGAGCUCUUUGCUUCUACCUCCAAUUAAAUUGCUAACAGUGAUUGUAUGUUAAUCGCCUAAAUUAUUACAUUAUUAGCUAACUGCAGUCUCCAAAUUGUAAUGUUGACAUGCAUUCUCUGUAAAGCUGCCUUGAAACGAUAUGUAUUGUGAAAAGCACUAUAC
Molecule: messenger RNA, 6981 nt
Organism: Ctenopharyngodon idella (grass carp)
Lineage: Eukaryota; Metazoa; Chordata; Actinopteri; Cypriniformes; Xenocyprididae
Exons: 5
Coding region: 5752-6690 (312 amino acids)
Source: RefSeq, a predicted model, not a curated record